Molecule: messenger RNA, 2984 nt
Organism: Gadus chalcogrammus (walleye pollock)
Lineage: Eukaryota; Metazoa; Chordata; Actinopteri; Gadiformes; Gadidae
Gene: slc8a1b
Product: solute carrier family 8 member 1b
Exons: 11
Coding region: 102-2915 (937 amino acids)
Biological process (GO): calcium ion import across plasma membrane; cell communication; sodium ion transmembrane transport
Cellular component (GO): postsynapse; axon; sarcolemma
Molecular function (GO): calcium:sodium antiporter activity
Source: RefSeq, a predicted model, not a curated record
UGGUCCGGCGCUUAUGGUCCAUCCGCGGUAUCUCCUGCUACUGGUCCACCGUCACCGCUGGAAUAAAGGAUCUGUCCCACAAUAGUGAUUACCACGUCACCAUGGCCCGCUGGACACCCUCCACCCUCUUCUCUCCAUCCUUAGCCGUCGUUAUGGUGACCCUCCUCCUGCUGCUGCAGACCUCCUGGGCCGCCGGCCUGGACCACGCCCCUGACGGCUCCGUCUCCAUGGUUCCCACCAGCCGUAACUGCAGCGAGGCGGAGCCGUGCUCCCGGGGGGUCCUGCUUCCCGUCUGGGAGCCCCGGAACCCGUCCUCGGGGGACAAGGUGGCCCGGGCCACCGUGUACUUCGUGGCGCUGGUCUACAUGUUCCUCGGCGUGUCCAUCGUGGCCGACCGCUUCAUGGCCUCCAUCGAGGUCAUCACCUCGCAGGAGAAGGAGAUCACCAUCAAGAAGCCCAACGGGGAAACCAUGACGACCACCGUGCGGAUCUGGAACGAGACGGUGUCCAACCUCACCCUGAUGGCGCUGGGCUCCUCGGCGCCGGAGAUCCUGCUGUCCGUCAUCGAGGUGAUCGGCCACGGCUUCGCGGCGGGGGCCAUGGGCCCAGCCACCAUCGUGGGCUCCGCCGCCUUCAACAUGUUUGUCAUCAUCGGCAUCUGUGUGUACGUGGUUCCGGACGGGGAGACCAGGAAGGUGAAACACCUGCGGGUCUUCUUCGUCACCGCGUCGUGGAGCAUCUUCGCCUACAUCUGGCUGUACCUCAUCCUGGCCGUGAUCUCCCCGGGGGUGGUGCAGGUCUGGGAGGCGCUCCUGACACUCUUCUUUUUCCCCAUCUGUGUGCUGUUCGCCUGGAUCGCUGACCGCCGCCUGCUCUUCUACAAAUACAUGUACAAACACUACCGGGCGGGCAAGCACCGCGGGAUGAUCAUCGAGACCGAGGGAGACCGCCCUCUGCCCUCCAAGGUGGACAUUGAGAUGGACGGGAAGAUGCUGAACUCUCACGGUGUCGACUUCCUGGACGGUCCUCUGGGUCUGGAGCUGGAUGAGAAGGAUCUGGACGACGAAGAGACCAGGAGAGACAUGGCCAAAAUCCUGAAGGAGUUGAAACAGAAACAUCCUGACAGAGAGGUGGAGCAGCUUAUAGAGCUGGCCAACUAUCAGGUCCUUAGUCAGCAGCAGAAGAGUCGAGCCUUUUACCGUUGCCAGGCAACCAGGCUGAUGACGGGCGCGGGCAACAUCCUGAAGAAGCACGCGGCGGACCAGGCCCGCAAGGCGGUCAGCCUGCAGGAGGUGCGCUCGCUGGCGGGCGACGGCGACCCCGUGACCCGGGUGUUCUUCGAGCCCAGCUCCUACCAGUGUCUGGAGAACUGCGGCACGGUGGCGGUGACACUGGUCCGCCAGGGGGGAGACCCCGACCGGACCCUGACCGUGGACUACCGCACCGAGGACGGCACGGCCAACGCGGGCUCCGACUACGAGUUUACCGAGGGGGUGGUGGUCUUCAAACCCGGCGAGACGCUGAAGGAGGUCCGCGUGGGCAUCAUCGACGACGACAUCUUUGAGGAGGACGAGAGCUUCCUGAUCCACCUGUCCAACCUGAGGCUCCUGGCUCCGGACGGGGAGCCGUCCGAGGGGACCGCCCCCGACCCCUCCGUGGCCUGCCUCGGCCCCGCCUCCACCGCCACCGUCACCAUCUUCGACGACGACCACGCCGGGAUCUUCACCCUGGAGGAGGCGGUGUGCCACGUGAGCGAGAGCGUGGGCACCGUGGAGCUGAAGGUGCUGCGGACCUCUGGGGCGCGCGGCGUGGUCACGCUGCCCUACAAGACCCUGGAGGGGACGGCCCGCGGCGGCGGCGAGGACUUUGAGGACGCCCACGGUGUCCUGGAGUUCAACAACGACGAGAUCUUUAAGAGCAUCAAGGUGCGGAUCAUUGAUGAUGAGGAGUAUGAGAAGAACAAGACGUUCUACCUGGAGAUCGGAGCGCCUCACCUGGUGGGAAACAAAGACUCCAAAGGUCAAAGACCGCAUAAGGGAGAGGAGGAGGAAGAGGAGGUCCUGGAGGAUGAAGAGCAGCGUCGUGUGGCUGAAAUGGGACGGCCGAUGUUAGGAGACCACGUCAAGAUGGAGAUCAUCAUCGAGGAAUCAUACGAGUUCAAGAACACGGUAGAUAAGCUGAUCAAGAAGACCAACCUGGCUCUACUGGUGGGGACCAACAGCUGGAGAGACCAGUUCAUAGAGGCCAUCACGGUCAGCGCUGGUGAGGAUGAUGAUGAUGAGGACUGUGGGGAGGAGAAGCUGCCUUCGUGUUUCGACUAUGUGAUGCACUUUCUAACCGUCUUCUGGAAAGUUCUGUUUGCCUUCGUCCCUCCGACAGACUACUGGAACGGCUGGGCCUGCUUCGUGGUGUCCAUCUGCAUGAUCGGCCUGCUCACGGCCUUCAUUGGAGAUCUUGCUUCUCACUUCGGCUGCACAGUUGGACUGAAAGACUCGGUCACCGCUGUGGUCUUUGUGGCCUUAGGAACCUCUGUACCAGACACAUUUGCAAGUAAGGUCGCAGCGAUACAAGACCAGUAUGCAGACGCCUCUAUUGGGAACGUGACGGGCUCUAAUGCUGUCAACGUCUUUCUGGGCAUCGGGGUGGCGUGGUCCAUCGCGGCCAUCUACCAGAACAGCCAGGGCCGCGAGUUCAGGGUGGACCCGGGCCCGCUGGCCUUCUCCGUCACGCUCUUCACCAUCUUCGCCUUCAUCAGCGUGGGCGUGCUGAUGUACCGGCGGCGGCCCGACAUCGGGGGGGAGCUGGGGGGGCCGCGGACCGCCAAGGUUCUGACCACCAUGCUCUUCGUCAGCCUGUGGCUGCUCUACAUCCUGUUCUCCUCUCUGGAGGCCUACUGCCACAUCAAGGGCUUCUGAGGGGGGGCCGGAGACCACCAGGACAGCUCCUGCUCCUCCUCCUUCUCCUCCUCAUGGUCCUCCUCCUCC